Messenger RNA from Hibiscus syriacus, 638 nucleotides. Its product is annotated as pollen receptor-like kinase 4. The transcript has a single exon. Lineage: Eukaryota; Viridiplantae; Streptophyta; Magnoliopsida; Malvales; Malvaceae. Gene Ontology annotation, molecular function: protein binding. The coding region runs from base 21 to 638 and encodes 205 amino acids. The record is from RefSeq and is a predicted model, not a curated record.
UACUAUUUUCGAUAUCGUCGAUGCUUUUUGUUCAUUCUUAUUCGUUAUCUGAACCGGACACCCUUUUGAAAUUCAAAGCUUCUUUAAGAAAUGCUAGUCAUUUGGAUUGGGAAAAAAGCCCCAAGCCGCCGUGCAACGGCCACCGCUCGAGAUGGGUCGGCGUCGUUUGCAUGAACAGCUCCGUCUUGGGUCUGCAGCUCGAGGGCAUGGGAUUAUCAGGCACCAUUGAUGUCAAUACAUUGACUGGGUUUCCCAACUUGAAAUCCCUGAGCUUUAUGAACAAUCGUUUCAAUGGUUCCAUGCCGGAUUUCAGGAAACUUAAAACCUUGAAAUCCCUUUAUUUGUCGAAGAAUCAAUUUUCCGGUGACAUUCCGGAGAAUGCAUUCAAAGGUUUAAUUAAGAUGAUGAAGUUGUAUCUGUCGGGAAAUAAGUUCACCGGUGAGAUUCCUUCGUCGGUGUUGGAUCUUCCUAAGCUGAAAGAGAUUAAACUCGAUCGGAAUCAAUUUUCGGGUCGGAUACCUGACUUUAGACAGACGAACCUACAAGUAGCAAACUUCUCGAACAAUGAAUUGGAAGGUCCUAUACCGGUAAGGCUUAGGAGGAUGACUGCUACCAUGUUUUCAGGUGAGUGUGAUUGA